GGGGCGGCGCUGUCAGCGCGAGGCAGCGAGCGGAAUGCAGCGGCCGGAGGCCUGGCCACGUCCGCACCCGGGGGAGGGGGCCGCGGCCGCCCCGACUGCGGGCCCGGCGCCGCCCGCCCGAGCUGGGGAGCCCGCGGGGCUGCGGUUGCAGGAACCUUCCCUCUACACUAUCAAGGCCGUUUUCAUCCUAGAUAAUGACGGACACCGCCUGCUGGCCAAGUAUUAUGAUGACACAUUCCCCUCCAUGAAAGAGCAGAUGGCCUUCGAGAAAAAUGUCUUCAACAAGACCAGCCGAACUGACAGUGAGAUUGCAUUUUUCGGGGGCAUGACCAUCGUCUACAAGAGCAGCAUUGACCUCUUCCUGUAUGUGGUGGGCUCAUCCUACGAGAACGAGCUGAUGCUCAUGUCUGUUCUCACCUGCCUGUUUGAGUCCCUGAACCACGUGCUAAGGAAGAACGUGGAGAAGCGCUGGUUGCUGGAGAACAUGGACGGAGCCUUCCUGGUGGUGGAUGAGAUUGUGGAUGGCGGCGUGAUUCUGGAGAGUGACCCUCAGCAAGUGAUCCAGAAAGUGAAUUUUAGGGCGGAUGACAGCGGCUUGACUGAACACAGUGUGGCCCAGGUCUCUCUGCCCAGACUAAUCCUGCUUUUAUGGAGCUUCCUGUCCUGGCACUAACUUCCUCGUGCUGUAGUGGCCAACGCUGAGAUGGGCCCAUGCCAUUUCAUGUGGGGCCCCAGGUGUGGUGCCCUUUGCUGUACCUGCCCUUCAUGCUCACGCGGCCUCUCCCUUCCCCGUUCUCCUUGCCUCCUCCUACCCUGAUGAGAUGAAUGCAGCCGCAUGGCAAUUUUCAGGGCUAAAGAGGUUAAGGGACAAUGAGCAGAGCAGAUAAGAACAGGGGCACUGGUGUGAGUCGUCCAAAGGAUGUGGCGUUCUGCCUUACUACCUACAAGCUGGGUGGCCUAGCACAAGAUAGUCUACCUCUCUGGGCCUCGCAUAAUCACAAGUGAAAGUGAAAGUGAAGUUGCUCAGUCGUGUCCAACUCUUUGCGACCCCAUGGACUGUA
Molecule: messenger RNA, 1061 nt
Organism: Capra hircus (goat)
Lineage: Eukaryota; Metazoa; Chordata; Mammalia; Artiodactyla; Bovidae
Gene: COPZ2
Product: coatomer protein complex subunit zeta 2
Exons: 9
Coding region: 35-673 (212 amino acids)
Biological process (GO): intracellular protein transport; retrograde vesicle-mediated transport, Golgi to endoplasmic reticulum; intra-Golgi vesicle-mediated transport
Cellular component (GO): COPI vesicle coat
Source: RefSeq, a predicted model, not a curated record